Messenger RNA from Spinacia oleracea (spinach), 2225 nucleotides. Its product is annotated as 26S rRNA (cytosine-C(5))-methyltransferase NOP2B. Gene Ontology annotation, biological process: maturation of LSU-rRNA; rRNA base methylation. Bases 77 to 1993 code for a protein of 638 amino acids. Gene Ontology annotation, cellular component: nucleolus. Lineage: Eukaryota; Viridiplantae; Streptophyta; Magnoliopsida; Caryophyllales; Amaranthaceae. The transcript is spliced from 17 exons. The record is from RefSeq and is a predicted model, not a curated record. Gene Ontology annotation, molecular function: RNA binding; rRNA (cytosine-C5-)-methyltransferase activity.
CCUCUAAUAAACAUAAACCUUGAGGAGGAGAAAAACCCUAAACCCCUGUUUCUUUCUCCUCUGAAACUUAGCAGUAAUGGGUACAAUUCCAGCAAAGAAGAAGAAGAAUGCUGGGAAUUCCAUUACCAAACAUAAAAAAGAAGAAGCUCCAAUUGUGAAUAACAAGAACAUUAAUGAUAGUUUUUUAUCCGGAGAUGAUGAUUCAGAAGAUGUUGAUGAAUUUGUUAUAUCUGGUGAAAGUUCUUCUGAUAAUUCAGAUGAUGAUAACCCACUUCAGGAUGAUUUCCUCGCGGGAAGUGGAACUGAUAAUGACGAUGAUGAUGAAGAACAAGGGAAUAAGGAGUCUGAUUCCGAUGAUUCCGAUGUAUCAGACAUAGAGAGGGAAUCGAAAGCCAUCGACGAUGAAAGAGCUAGGCAGGAGAAGGAAGCAGAGAAGGAAUUACAGAUAAAUAUACAGGAAGAAUCAGAUGAGUUUAGACUGCCAACCCAGGAGGAGCUUGAAAUAGAGGCUGUUGGACCUCCUGAUCUUUCUGGUCUUCAAAGGAGGAUAAAAGAAAUUGUUCGGGUCCUAUCAAAAUUUCGUUCUCUGAAACAAGAAGGGACAGAUAGGAAAGAUUAUACUGACCAACUUCAAAAAGACUUCUCUUCAUACUAUGGCUACAACGAGUUCCUGAUUGGGAUGUUGAUGGAGAUGUUCCAAGUUGUUGAGUUAUAUGAGCUUAUUGAAGCUUUUGAAAAGACACGUCCAAUGUUUAUAAGAACUAAUACCUUGAAGACACGCAGACGGGACCUUGCUGAUACUCUCUUGAACAGAGGAGUGAACUUGGAUCCUUUGAAGUGGUCAAAGGUUGGAUUACAAAUACAUGACUCUCAAGUGCCAAUCGGUGCCACUCCUGAAUAUAUGGCCGGUCACUAUAUGUUGCAAAGUGCAAGUUCUUUUCUGCCAGUGAUGGCAUUAGCUCCUAAAGAAAAAGAGAGCAUUGUUGAUAUGGCGGCGGCUCCUGGUGGGAAAACCACAUAUAUCGCUUCUCAUAUGAAGAACACUGGGUUAUUGUUUGCAAACGAGAUGAAAAAGCAGAGGCUUCAUUCUUUAUCAGCAAAUAUUAGCCGCAUGGGGGUGACUAACACAGUAGUUAUAAACUAUGAUGGAAGAGAGCUUCCGAAGAUAUUGGGAGCCAAUUCACGCGAUAGAGUACUAUUAGAUGCACCUUGCAGUGGAACAGGGGUGAUAUCCAAGGACGGAUCUGUAAAAUCCUCUAAAAGCUUUGAAGAUAUACAGAAGUGUGCACACUUGCAACAACAACUCCUCCUAGCUGCUAUUGAUUUGGUGGAUGCAAAUUCAAAAACCGGAGGAUAUGUUGUGUAUUCAACAUGCUCCAUCAUGGUUAUGGAGAAUGAAGCAGUUGUUGACUAUGCCUUGAAGAAACGGAACGUAAAACUAGUCUCGUGUGGACUAGACUUUGGAGAGAAAGGGUUCGUUAACUUUAGGCAAUAUCAAUUUCAUCCAUCAUUAACCAUGACGAGGCGUUACUACCCCCAUAUGCACAAUCUGGAUGGUUUUUUUGUGGCUAAGUUGAAAAAAGUAAGCAACACAAAUCCCACUCCAAAAUCUGAUGUUCCAUCAGAAAUAGUAGGGAAGGAUGUCGAUGUCAGUGAUGAAGAGGAUGCUGAUGAACUGAAAUCUAAGAAGCGGCAGAGGGAAGAAGAUGAUAAGCAACAAGAGAACGGGGAUUUGAGUGAUACUAAGAAGAAAGGGACCCGAAAGACAGCUAUUAAGGAGAACGGCAAAGAAGAAUCACCUCCGAAAAAGAGGAAGAAACGAGUCUUUCCAUCUCGUGAAGAAGUUUCAAAAGCAAGGGAAGAAAAAAGAAACAUGCUCAGGGAAGAAAAGAGAAAUAAGCUCAAUGAAGAAAAACGAAAUAUGGUCAAGGAAGGAAAAAAAGAAGGGUUGCGGAAAAAGAAGGUAGAUGGCAAGAAGAAAGGCGGUAAAUGAUCCUUGAGCAGACUUCCUGAAACCUUGCUGUCAAGAACAUUUUUUGUUUAGGAGUAGUUUAUAUGUUUUACCCUUGAGAGGUUAAUUUUUAGGAUCAGAUCAUAUGUUACAGGAAUAUGUUUAUGGAUUAUAGUGUAAUGUAUUACUCUGAAAUUUCAGACGCGUAUUUUGUCAAACGAGAAUUUGUUCAUUACAUUUUGCCUAUUUCAAGCAGAUGAUUUUUGUUGCCUAA